AAGAAGAGUAGAGAGCAGGCCCUAAAGUUUGAGCUUUUGAAGAUGGAAGACAACAGCCGAAAAGGCCCAAUGAUUAAGGAUUUGUCAGUUACCACAUAAACAGAGAGAGAUAAAACAACAAUAAACCACUGGGAUUAUUACAACUUUUUUUGAGAGCUAAAAACUGUACUUGUUCUUUUUACGUUUCAUGGUUGCUGUUAAAAAGCUUAGAUUUUUAUUCAACUCUUCUUCACUGUUGCAGAGAAAGAUCUCAAUCAUGGAGCUUCUUUAUCUUCCCUUUUGAAUCUGAAUUAGUUUUCUCAAGGUUUCAACUCAGAAAUGAACUAGCUAUGAAUAUGGAUAACCCUGAUGACAAUGGUUAUUCUGUUGAAGUCAUUGGAUGAAUGACUUAGAUUAAAACCAUUAAAGUCCAUUACCUCUCUGCGACUUGUUACUUGGAACAGGAAAAUCCAGGUCUCAUGGAAGGACCACGGGGUAGACGCCAACCUUCUGAUCUUCCAGAAUCUGCCUUUUUUCACAAUAAUACAGGCAGGCCUAAUUCAGAAGGGUACAGUAAUCGUGGAGGUGGCUUGCCAGGACUAAGGAAGAGAGGUCAUGGACAUGGAAGCCGCUCUUGGAUAAAAAUUGAUCAGAAUGGUGAUUCUAAGGUCUUGGAACUCGAUAAGGCUACUAUAAUGAGACAUUGUUCCUUGCCUGGUAGGGAUCUCCGGCUUUUAGACCCACUUUUCAUUUAUCCUUCCACAAUCUUAGGACGGGAGAGAGCUAUUGUGGUCAGCCUUGAACAGAUUAGAUGCAUAAUCACAGCUGAGGAGGUUAUCCUGAUGAAAUCCUUAGAUGGAAGUGUUCUCCAGUAUGAGUCAGAAUUUCGCAAACGUCUUCAGACAAACAAAGACCAAGCAGACGACUUGCCCUUUGAAUUUAAAGCUCUGGAAUUGGCUCUGGAGUUAACUUGCAUGUCUCUUGAUGCUCAGGUAAAAGAACUGGAAAUUGAACUUUAUCCAGUUUUGGACGAACUAGCGUCAUCUAUUAAUACUAUUAAUCUGGAACGUGUUCGUAGACUCAAAGGUCAUCUCCUUGCAUUGACUCAGCGUGUUCAGAAGGUUCAUGACGAGAUAGAGCAUCUCAUGGAUGAUGAUGGCGACAUGGCUGAGAUGUAUCUGACAGAAAAGAAACUGAAGGAAGAAGCUUAUGCACUUGAUGAGUUGAAUUUUCAAAGUAAUAUGUCAGAUGACACCAAAGAGGUUUCAAAAUCUGCACCAGUUUCUCCGGUGAGGUCAUUUAGUGGAGUCCAGAAAUUGCAGAGAGCAUUUAGCAGUAUCGUUUCUUCAAGCAAACACGGAAGCUUAACUAGUUCUUCUUCUAAUUAUGAAAACGUCGACCAACUUGAAAUGUUGCUGGAAGCAUAUUUUGUUGUCAUUGACAACUCUCUCAGCAAGUUGUUCUCGCUCAAAGAGUAUAUUGAUGACACUGAAGAUUUUAUCAACAUUAAACUGGGAAAUGUGCAGAACCAACUGAUUCAAUUCGAGUUGCUUCUGACAGCCGCGACCUUUGUGGCUACAGUAUUUGCAGUUGUUACAGGAGUAUUUGGGAUGAAUUUCGCAGACUCGAUUUUUGAUUACGCGCCUACAUUUAAUUGGGUUUUGAUUAUAACUGGUAUUGCUUGUGGUUUCUUGUACACAUCUUUCCUGUUCUACUUUAGGCACAAGAAAGUCUUUCCAUUAUAGAAAUUUAUUGAAAGCUUCUCAAUGGGUAAUUAGUCUUUAGCUCUUGAUUUA
Messenger RNA from Mercurialis annua (annual mercury), 1775 nucleotides. RefSeq names its product magnesium transporter MRS2-5. The transcript is spliced from 7 exons. Gene Ontology annotation, molecular function: magnesium ion transmembrane transporter activity. Gene Ontology annotation, biological process: magnesium ion transport. The record is from RefSeq and is a predicted model, not a curated record. NCBI's taxonomy places the organism in Eukaryota, Viridiplantae, Streptophyta, Magnoliopsida, Malpighiales, Euphorbiaceae. Bases 459 to 1724 code for a protein of 421 amino acids.